CCGCACACACAAUACACUUCUCAUUUCGCGUCCUGAACUUUCACAAACACACUUUCUCACGCCUUCUCUCGCCCUUCCCAUCACCAUCAUGAAUACCGCCAACACGCUUGCCCUGCUCAUUCUCGCGCUCUCUUUCGCCGGCGCCGUCUACGAAGACCCUGCCGCCAUCAUUCUCGUUGCUCUCGCCGUCGCGGAAUACCUGGCCCUCUACACCACCACCCUCUCUCCAUUGGCGGAGCUCUACCGCCAAUGCAAGCAAUCCCACCAGCAAGCGGUGCUUCGAGCAACCGCUGCUUUGUCAUACCGCGCGCCUCCUCUGCUGCGUCUGGCCAGAGACGCUACCACCAAGAUCACGAUAGAUGAUCCCACCACACGCCUGGCCGCGUGCAACACCGGCGCCCAUAAGCCACUUCUCUUCCCAGAAGCAACCGCUGUCUUGUUGUACGAAGCGCCUCCCCUCCCGCGUCUGGCCAGAGACGUCGCCAUCACCAACGCGAUAGACGAUCUCACCGCACGCCUGGCCGCGUGCACCACUGGAGGCCAUAGGCCACAUCUCUACCCCGCCGUCGCCCCCUUCCGGGGCAUAGACACUGCAUUCGCCGUCCCCAUGGUCGUCCUCGAGGCCAGGAAAGCUGACGAAUUGGCACCGUCGCCUGCUCCCACCACGCCGCUCAGCCACGCUCUCCCCGUGGCGAACGUGAUGGGCCUCAACAAGCCUCGCAAAGACUCUGCCGUCGUCGAUGACGCCACCAAUGUUUGCCGCGCGAUGAAGGUGGGCGAGAGCAUCCAGGUAGUCGACCCUGCCGCUACCAUCGGAGCCUCGCCAUAUCACCAGAGCGGUGGUAGCUCGGAGGAUCUCACAAUGUCGGAGUCGAGCGAGCCCAAUGGCCGAGACGACUUCUUUCGGGGCGUUGCCGACCUGGAAAUGUCCGAUCUCCACGGUGAUGUGCCUGCGGAGGUUGCUGCGGCGGAUAGCCGCAUGGAAGACGCGCCGCCAGCGCCUACUGGAGAGGAGGCCAGCGUGGAAGACGCAACGGCAACGUCUACUGGAGAAGCGGUCGACGCCGCCAUGGCCGACUGCACGGUCCCUGUGCCGGCAAUCCAUCAGCCAGCACCAGCGGCUUCUUUCUCCGAGGCCAUUACCGUCAGCCGGACGGUGGAGAUGCCAGGUGCCAGUUCCUGCUGGCCCGGCUCCGCCGCCAACCACCACUCCGCCCCCUCCCUCCACGCCCCUUUCGCCAAAGGGCAAGGGGAAAGCGGCUGUGACGCCGAUUUGGAAUUCAGCGCCGAGGCCGCGACCAAAUACAUUGUCUUCUGGCUCGUAUCCGCGGAGAAGUUCGCCACUCACCUCUCUCAUCGUUUCAACGAGAUGGACGAGGCGGGGAGAUCCAACCUCUUCGCCGCGCCCACUAUCCUCAAGGACUUGCGCGUGGUGGUCUGCAGGUUCCGGCUGACCAUCGAGUACAUGAGGGGAGAAAAGGGAGAAGACUGGGACGAUAGCCGACUCUGUCAACACAUAACCACCUCGAGCCAGCUGCAGAACGGAAAUAACCGGGUGUUGCAGAGGCUGAGUGCGCUAUACAACAGAUGCCAGCCAGCAAGCAGCACCACGACCGCCCAGCCAGCAGCCACCGCCGCGCAGUUCUCGGAGGACGACAUCAUGGCCAUAUGUCAGCGAAUUGGAGAGUCCGCACCGCCUCCUCGCACCAGAGAGCUGCGAACAGGGACGGUCCCGCAGCCCAUCACAGGCAAGCGCAAGCAGCGUGAAGCGGUCGAAUACGAUCCGACGCCCUACCUUCGUCGCUGCACGGUGGCGGAGUGGAAGAGAGUGUCUGAAAAGGGGCAGAAGGCCAGAGAGCCUCGCAAGGAGGUCGACACGACAGAUGUCGAGGAGGGGCUCAAAGGGAUGAGCGUGAAGGAGGACUGAAGGAGUAUGGCUGACUGGCUGCGCUGCUCUGAACGACACAACAAGACACGAUACGAUGAAUGAAUGAUGGACGAUACGAUACCCGAUACGAUGGCAUGAGUUUCAGGAUGGUUCAAUGGGAUUCAGGUCUGCAGGACAGACAUUACGAAGAGUCGCGAGGGCUUGAAGGACAGGAUGAAGUCAGAGCCGAUGAUGCGUUUACGACAUACCGCUUGAG
This is a messenger RNA of Neohortaea acidophila, 2144 nucleotides long. RefSeq lists its product as uncharacterized. The record is from RefSeq and is a predicted model, not a curated record. The coding region runs from base 89 to 1927 and encodes 612 amino acids. The transcript has 4 exons. NCBI's taxonomy places the organism in Eukaryota, Fungi, Ascomycota, Dothideomycetes, Mycosphaerellales, Teratosphaeriaceae.